AUGAUUGACGAGGGACUGGACUCUGAAUGGGUCGACGGUGACGGAACAGGACAUAAGUCGAUGUGUUUGUGGUACGACUCUUCCGGGAACGGAAAGUCACUCAGAAGGAUCUCUGCACAGAGUAACAUGGUGAAGGUCAGGGCCCCGAGCCGCGUGGUUUCGACUUCCGAUCACCAGUCGGGAUUCAGCGAGACUGAAUGCGGCGAGAAUCCAGACAUCAAUGAGCUUAGCGGAACGGAUGAGCACACAGCCGAGCAGGCACACGACGAUUCGAUCUUCGAUGUGGAAGACAUAUGGCUACAAAUAGCGGAUAUGGAGAGCGACCCGGGCUAUACAAUUCCACCGCCGCCACGGCCACGGCCAAGUGGGCCCCGUCCUAUGCCAGACAAGUUACCCUCCUUGUUGCCUCCCGAGAUGGAGAAUUACAAGCCAGCUUUACCGCACCGAGAGCCUCAUCAUGGCAAAAACAAGACAGGUUUGGUCAGAAAUGGCUCCUCCCAUCAGGCAGUACAUGUUCAACGAAGUACAAGCACCACUAAGAGACCAGCCGCACAGGCGCGAAUACUCACUCUUCAAGCAUUUGGACCGCCUCGAGGUAGGAGGUCAAGUACCGCCACAAAACGCCAUAAGUAG
Molecule: messenger RNA, 633 nt
Organism: Neoarthrinium moseri
Lineage: Eukaryota; Fungi; Ascomycota; Sordariomycetes; Amphisphaeriales; Apiosporaceae
Exons: 1
Coding region: 1-633 (210 amino acids)
Source: RefSeq, a predicted model, not a curated record